AUGACAAGCAUAACGCUCAAGCUCUCUUCGCUAGUGAUACGUACUCUCUCAAAGCCCAUUGCUAACCAAAUAAAAGCCCAAGCCCGAGAACAUGAGCGGUUUCGUCGGGUGUGCGUCUCUUUCGCUCAAACACUCCACCGUAUUGACAUGCGCCUAAGGCUUGGUUUGCUUCAGAGUUCAGCAAGCAUUGAGCGGCAGGCCGCUCGUGAAGCAGCAGAUCUUCAGAUUAAAAAGAGAAAGCAGCAAAUACCUACAGUAAAAACGGAAGCGCAAAUGAAAGCCGACGAAGCGGCAACUGUAAAAGAAAGGGAGAAAGCAGCCGAACCCCCCAAGCCCCCGCCCACACCACGCAUUAGACCUCUUUCUGAAGCAAAGGCAAUUGAUACCGGUGCCAACUUCAUCAGUGAAACCUUCCUGUUUAUGGUUGCCGGAGGGUUAAUAGUGUUUGAAUCUUGGAGGUCCCGCAGAAAGGAGACAUCGAGAAGAGAAGACGUGGCGGAACGUCUCAAUGAGCUUGAAGAGUCUGAAAAGGCGGCUAGGCUGGGUCUCAUUGCUCUAGAGAAAGAGAUUCUGCAGUUACGAGCAAAAUAUGAAAAGAAGGCUCCCAGGGAAAUCCAUCGCGUCCUCCCUGAAUCAAUCCAAGCUAUCGACGACGAACCCGAAUCACCUCAGCAGCAGAGUAUUUUUGAAAAAUUGAGCUCUAAGAUACAAUGGUUUCGCGGAGCGUCAAUGGAGACAGCUUCAUCCAAACUUGGUCCACCACCUACCAACCCUUCUACCUCUGAACCGACACCUCAUGGGACAAAAUAG
Molecule: messenger RNA, 810 nt
Organism: Ophidiomyces ophidiicola
Lineage: Eukaryota; Fungi; Ascomycota; Eurotiomycetes; Onygenales; Onygenaceae
Exons: 2
Coding region: 1-810 (269 amino acids)
Biological process (GO): regulation of lipid metabolic process
Cellular component (GO): mitochondrion
Source: RefSeq, a predicted model, not a curated record